This is a messenger RNA of Gongylonema pulchrum, 234 nucleotides long. The record is from the annotation of a GenBank genome assembly. NCBI's taxonomy places the organism in Eukaryota, Metazoa, Nematoda, Chromadorea, Rhabditida, Gongylonematidae.
AUGCACUACUUUGAACAGGUCGAAACUGCUUUUCAGGUUUAUGCGUCUCUUUUUGCGUACGCAUUGACAGCAUACGACGCACGGUGGUUGUUUCGUUUGGCAGCUCGUCCUGUUGACUCCAGUGAAUUUGCUCUUCUCUUUGGCGGAGGUGGUGAAAAGAAACAAAAAGCGGCACUGGAAAGACCACCAGGUAUAUUAUCGUUUGGUUUAGAUGUGAAUCUUUUUCCGCACUGA